Messenger RNA from Maniola jurtina (meadow brown), 1029 nucleotides. It is a transcript of the gene Ankrd49, whose product is annotated as ankyrin repeat domain-containing protein 49. The record is from RefSeq and is a predicted model, not a curated record. NCBI's taxonomy places the organism in Eukaryota, Metazoa, Arthropoda, Insecta, Lepidoptera, Nymphalidae. Gene Ontology annotation, molecular function: protein binding. The transcript is spliced from 4 exons. Bases 161 to 868 code for a protein of 235 amino acids.
UUCGAAGCAUCUUCCCAGGAUCUACCUGACUUUAAUUUUUAAGGCAUUUCAACUGUGCGCACAUAAAUCAGAAUAUUUACUUUUAGACUAGUAUUUUCCUUGCAUAGUCCUUGUGCAUUAUAGCCUUCAUAACUAGGAGACAAAUGUAGUUUAAACGGAAAUGUCUGACUCAGAGGAGGAAGAAAUUAAACUUAAAGAUUUUAAAGAAAUAUCCGAUGAAAUAGAACGCUGCAAGAAAAAUCCAGAAACUUCUGGAAUGUUUGUAUCUGGUUGGGAUGAUGCGGACCAAGACGUUGAUAUUGUGAAGAAUCCAAAAGAAAAUCCGAUUGAUCAUGUUUUGUGGGCAGCAGAAAAUGGUGAGCUUGAAACUUUGAAAGAACUUAUAACAAAACAACCAGGACUAAUACAUGCCAGGGAUUCGGAUGGCUACACUCCUUUACACAGAGCCGCUUACAGCAAUCACAUAAAUAUAAUCUCAUAUUUACUUAGUGUUGGGGCAAAUGUUGGUGCCAAGACAGAACUUGGAUGGACACCUUUGCACUCAGCUUGUAAUUGGAACAAUUAUGCUUCUGCUGCAAGGCUUUUGGCAGCAGGUGCAGAUCCUACUGCUUUGUCAGAUGGAGAACAAACACCUAUGCAUUUGGCAGCAGCUAUGAGCCAUUGUAAAUCUACUUUGCUUAUUUUGCUUCUCCGAGAAGAUCUUGUGGAAAUAGCUAGAAGACGCAAUCAUUCUGAUGAAACCCCUGAACAGUUGGCCCGUGGUCAUGGAAUCUAUGCACCCCUGUUUGAUAUGGUUUUACCUGCUGCAUCGCACAUCAGAUCAUUGUCCUUUACUUGCAAUCCCUAUGUAAGGGCUCAAAAUGAUUAAUUAAUUAUUUAUUUAUCUAUUUCAAUAGACCAUUAGGUACUUACUCAUAUUAAACAAAAAGGAAAGUAGGCGAACUUAGUAGUAAAUGUUUGUUAUUUGAUAUAGAUGUAAUUUCUCUUACCAUAAAUAAAACUACAUUAUAAUAUUGAAUAAUGGGGUAU